UCCAGGCAACGGGAUAACAGAGGUGGACAGAGAGCGCCUGCGUGGACGGCGGUUGGGUUUAGUCAGGUGUGGAAAACUAGGUCUUGGGAAUUUUCCCCGAGCUGGAGCGGCCCCCGAGCGCCUCAGGCUUCGGUCCAGGCCCUGAAUGGCUGGUCUCCAGUUGGCUCCACAUCUGCCUGUGGGCGUUAUGUUCCCACAUGAUAAAACAGAAGCUCCUGGGCUCCGCUCGGCUAAGCACGACCCUUAUGAGCAAAGUGACUCUUCCCAGCGGUCCUCGAUGGGACAUUUGAGAAACAGUUUGCAGCAGAAGCUUUGGGCCAGCACAGAGCUGGAGCAGGAGGAGAUCUCCACCUACCCCAAAAGGAACGUCUGCACAAGAGCCCGGAGGCACUCCUGUCCCCACAGUGCAGGAAUCAGCCAGCAAGGCUCAGGAAACAAUGCCCAGGGCCAAGGAAAGGGUUUGUUUUACUUGUCUAGCCCGACACCCCGAUAUCCCAAAGCAAAUGACCAGGACUUCAUUCCCUUUAGGAAGAAACGAGUCGGAGUGGAUCGGGCAUACCCCCUGAAACCCAUGGUCCACCGGAAGUCACAUGGUACAAGUGAGGCAGACACAGGCGGGGACCAGAAUGGCUACCCAAGACUCCCUGACUCUAGUGAGUUUUCAGACAGCAGCUUUGGUUUCAGGAGCUGGGUGAAUUCAUCUCUCCUUGCCUCUGUGCAGGCAGAGAAGGCCAUGGCAGAGCGCCACAGGACCGAGUGGACACAGAUCCAAAGGCUAGAAGCUGCAGGGGAGAGUUUACAGAAGGAAAUCCGAAGAAAGGAGAUUCUCCUACGAGAAAAGCUGAAGAAGACAGAGGAGGGUCUUCGAAGGAUUCAGAAAGAAAAGAAAGAGGCCAUUUUCCAGGAAGAUAGGGAGCUACAAAGGAUGGUACUACCUAGGAGGAGGGCUCGAGAUGGUGACCGGAACACCACACACAGUCCCUGCUUGUCCCCAGAGUUCAGGUCUGAGGUAUUCAGUAGAAACAAGGGAGAGGAUCAAACUUGUGAAGAGGCUCAGGAAAACUCAAGUCCACUCCGGCUUCCUGACUAUGAAAUCCAGAAGCUCAAAAGGGAAAGGCUGAUGGCGAGUAACAGUAAAAUCCGAGACCAAGACUCGGGCCCCUCAGCCGACGCCGGCUUCCAGCCUGCAGAGGAGCUGGGCGAUGCACUGCGGGCAUCAAGCCUGUCCGGAACACCAGGCUUCUCAGGGUCCAGCUCCUCCACAGAAGAGCCAAAGCUGGCCAAGUGCAGUCACUGUGGACGCUCGUUUCUUUCCCCCAGGCUGCAGAGACACUCCACCGUCUGUGGCAAGAUGCAAGGGUCCAAAAGAAAAGUGUUUGACUCCUCCAGGGCCCGAGCGAAGGGCACUGAGCUAGAGCAGUACUUGAACUGGAGGGGGCCAGGCACAGCCAAGGCUGAGCCUCCUCCUCGGAAGAGCACCUGGAGACAGAAGCACGAAUCCUUUAUCCGUACCCUCCGGCAUGCUCGGCAGGUCCAGCAGGUGAUCGCCAGAGGUGGCGAUCCUUCAGACUUGCCUUCCAUCCUGCCUGCAGAAAACCCAGACUAUGUGCAGUGUCCACACUGCAGCCGCCACUUUGCUCCCAAGGUGGCUGAACGCCACAUACCCAAGUGUAAGACCAUCAAGAACCGUCCUCCCCCUCCAAGGAGGCAUGACAGCUGAGCAGUCGACGGCAGAAACUGCCUCACUCAGGCUGUGCUUCCCUUCAGCAGUAAACCGGAGAGUGAGUGAUGGAGAGCAGGGAGAAAAACCUUUCCAGAACUCAGGAUCUGCCUGCAGGGCAAAAUGACCCAUGAAGAGUCACUGCUGCGUGGCAGGAGGCAAAUGGAAGGCCCAGCUUCUCACUGCAUCAGAACCUCCCUUGGCUGAGUGUUCACAUUCUUGCCUGAAGUAUUGGUAGGUGAGGACGCUGGGUAUUGA
Molecule: messenger RNA, 1978 nt
Organism: Apodemus sylvaticus (European woodmouse)
Lineage: Eukaryota; Metazoa; Chordata; Mammalia; Rodentia; Muridae
Gene: Zc2hc1c
Product: zinc finger C2HC-type containing 1C
Exons: 3
Coding region: 146-1720 (524 amino acids)
Source: RefSeq, a predicted model, not a curated record